AUGGAGAAAGCCUGUUUGAAGCAGGAGCAACAGCUCAAGAAAGGGCCUUGGACGGUAGAGGAGGAUCAGAAGCUUGUUUCUUACAUUCGUAAGCAUGGCCAUUCCAGUGGCACCUGCUUCCCAUGCAAGCAGUUGGGAGCAGGAUUACAGAGAUGUGGGAAAAGCUGCAGACUACGCUGGACCAACUACCUGAGGCCCGAUAUUAAACGAGGAAAUUUUUCUUGGGAAGAAGAUCAAACAAUAGUAGAGCUCCAUGCCCUACUGGGAAACAAGUGGUCUACAAUAGCUGCCCAUCUGAAAGGAAGGACAGACAACGAGAUCAAGAACCACUGGAAUACUCGACUGAAAAGGAAUUUGCUACGAAUGGGAAUCGACCCCAUGACUCACAUACAUCUUUCACAACACCCUGCCUCUUCACUCAACUAUAGUUACAUUGCCUAUCCCAGGCUAAGGCUUGAGAGUGAAGCCCACUAUCUCAACCAGAGUGCUGCUCACAAUACCAAUAUUAACCUACACUAUAAUAUGCUAACAUCUGCACGAGCUUCUAUAGCAUCUCCCUAUAAAGAAAUGGCUACCAUCUUCAACAGUGAAAACAAUAACAACGUGGUGGAGGAUGAUAGAGUAAGGAUGCCGAUGCUUAAUCCCCAUGUCAAUAUGCCUUCACUGUCAGGAGAUUCUAGCAUUUUGGAUACACUUCCCCCAUUUACUUGUCCUAAUGGCUAUCAAGGUCCUCUCUUGUUAGAGGACAACAAUGCUCAUACAGAUGCUAGUGGUGGAUUCAUAAGAGGGAUUUCAGAAGGGUCAAAGAACUCUGAGGAUGAUGAAGAGAGUGAAGGAGAUGACAUGCAGGAAGAAGAGGACAUAGUGGACAACGAUGCUGGAGAGGAGGAUUCUGUGAGAAGUGAGGAGGUAUGA
Molecule: messenger RNA, 915 nt
Organism: Cryptomeria japonica (Japanese cedar)
Lineage: Eukaryota; Viridiplantae; Streptophyta; Pinopsida; Cupressales; Cupressaceae
Product: transcription factor MYB16-like
Exons: 5
Coding region: 1-915 (304 amino acids)
Source: RefSeq, a predicted model, not a curated record